Messenger RNA from Paralichthys olivaceus (Japanese flounder), 1201 nucleotides. It is a transcript of the gene fem1b, whose product is annotated as fem-1 homolog b. The record is from RefSeq and is a predicted model, not a curated record. Lineage: Eukaryota; Metazoa; Chordata; Actinopteri; Pleuronectiformes; Paralichthyidae. Gene Ontology annotation, molecular function: protein binding.
AAAUAACUCUUGUUCUAGUUAUGACUCUAAUUAAAAAUGUGUCUCAGGACUUUAUUGGUCCAUGUGUUGAUCCUCUUGUUCUUGUGCUCUUUCAGUUUCGUCCGUGGAAACAGUGACUCAGGUUCAGGCCGCGGAACUGAAGCAGCACGCAGUUGCAGUCGGAAGUAUUUUUCCGGUGGACGGGAGCUUCCGGUGCAUGACGAGCUAACGGAAGGUGAAAGUGUUCGAGUCCGAGUCCGAGUCUCUCGCGUCGUUUGGACUUUUGUCUCCGAACCUUGAGCAGAGGACGAGUCUUCAGAGCCGGAGACGAUGCUUCACUUUUAUUUCACCCGGAGCAGGAAACUGUCCGUUGUAAUCAAGCUAAUGUGCUACUGUUAGCAUUGAGCUAACCGGCUACCCGUUCAGCUGGUGCUCAGCGUCCGGAGACAGAAGCUCAGGACCCGGACUCAGCGCCGCAGGUCCCCCCUCCCCCCGCCGGCUCCUCAGCGUUUCUCUCGCGGCUGUCAGGCAGCACAUCCCCGUUUCAUGUGAGCUCUGGGUCGGUGUCGACAGUUUAAUGGGAGGCGGGUUGUUUUGGAGGAGUGGACACUGCGGCCGUCAGCUGCGAGGAAAGCGGGGGUCCGGGCUCCCUGCCCCGCUCACAUGGAGUCUCUGGCCGAUUACGUGUACAAGGCAGCCAGCGAGGGUCGAGUCCUGACCCUGGCCGCGCUGCUGCUCAACCACUCCGAGGCGGAGACGCGCUUCCUGCUCAGCUACGUGACCCAGGUGUCCGGUCAGAGAUCCACCCCGCUCAUCAUCGCUGCCCGGAACGGACACGACAAAGUGGUCCGGCUGCUCCUGGACCACUACCGGGUGGACACGGAACAGACCGGCACGGUUCGGUUUGACGGCUACGUCAUAGAUGGAGCUACAGCUCUGUGGUGUGCGUCCGGAGCGGGACAUUUUGAUGUGGUGCGCCUGCUCGUGAGUCACCAGGCUAACGUGAACCACACCACCAUCACUAACUCCACCCCGCUGCGGGCCGCCUGCUUUGAUGGCCGUCUGGACAUCGUGCGGUACCUGGUGGAACACGAUGCAGACAUCAGCAUCACUAACAAGUACAACAACACCUGCCUGAUGAUCGCCGCCUAUAAGGGGCACACGGACGUAGUCAAAUUCCUGCUGGAGCGAGGGGCAAACCCCAACGCAAAGGCGCACUGCG